ACUCCUCAGUAGCUGAUAUUGAGCAGGGAAGGGAAGAUCAUGAAGAUAUGGGACUUACAGAGAUGACAGAGACACAGGAGGAGACUGCUAUGGGUAAAGUAGACGGAACAAAUAUUGCUGAAGUGUCAGAAGAAACAGAGACAAGGAUUGAAGAUAGGGGUCAGGGGAAAGAUGAUGUGAUGACUGAUGUGGCGGAGGAUGUGGUAACACAUGGAGACUCCUCACUAGCUGAUAUUGAAGAGGGGAAGAAAAAUCAUGAAGAUAUUACAGAGACACAGGAGGAAAGUGUUACGGCUGCCUCAGGUGAUGAAGAUCCUGAGGAUGUUGAUGAAGAAACUAAGAGUGCUGGAGGAAAGAGGAAGCGGGGGAGAAAUACAAAGACAGUAAAAGGGACGGGAAAGAAGAAAGAAGAAGAUGUUUGUUUCAUGUGCUUUGAUGGGGGUGAUCUUGUCCUUUGUGACCGCAGGGGAUGCCCAAAAGCUUACCACCCAUCCUGUGUAGAUCGAGAUGAGGCUUUCUUCCAGUCAAAGGGUAAAUGGAACUGUGGAUGGCACCUGUGUAGCAAAUGUGAAAAAGCUGCAACCUACUUGUGUUGUACAUGCAUGUUUUCAUUAUGCAAGGGCUGCGCCAAGGAUGCUGUCUUCUUUUGCAUCAGAGGUAAUAAGGGUUUGUGUGAGACAUGCAUGGAGACAGUCAAGUUGAUAGAAAGAAAAGAGCAAGAAAAGGAGCCGGCGCAGUUGGAUUUUGAUGACAAGACCAGCUGGGAAUAUCUCUUUAAGGAUUACUGGAUUGAUUUGAAAACCCAGCUAUCUUUAAGUCCAGAGGAGCUUGAUCAGGCUAAGAGCCCACGAAAGGGACAGGAGUCCAAUGCUAGCAAACAGGGAACAGCCAGCGAGACUGACUAUGUUACAGAUGGAGGAUCAGAUUCAGAUAGUUCUCCAAAAAAGAGGAAGACCAGGAGUCGAUCAAAGUCUGGUUCACCAGCCAAUAAGAAUUUUUCUGGUGAAACUACGGAGUGGGCUUCCAAGGAACUUUUGGAUGUGGUCGUGCAUAUGAGACGUGGUGACAGAUCUUUCGUACCUGAGUCAGACGUACAGAAUCUCCUGCUGGCCUAUAUAAAAAGAUACAAUCUUCGUGAUCCCCGUCGUAAGAGCCAGGUUAUCUGUGACUCCAGGCUUCAAAAUUUGUUCGGAAAAUCACAUGUUGGGCACUUUGAGAUGUUAAAUCUCCUUGAUUCUCAUUUGCUUAAAAAAGAGCAAAAUCAGUCGGAUGAUAUUCAAAGUGACAUUGCUGAUACAGAAGAGCCCAAUCAUGUGGAUGUUGAUGAAAACUCUGACCAUCCAAUGAAAAGUGGGAAGGAUAAGAAACGUAAAACACGCAAAAAAAGUGUCAGGAAAGGACGUCAAUCUAAUCUUGAUGAUUUUGCUGCUGUUGAUUUGCACAACAUUAAUUUGAUAUACUUAAGGCGGAGCUUGGUGGAAGAUCUACUUGAAGAUUCUGCAGCCUUUGAAGAAAAAGUUGCUAGUGCAUUUGUUAGGUUAAGGAUAUCUGGAAAUCAAAAGCAAGAUAUAUAUCGACUGGUUCAAGUUGUUGGCACAAGCAAAUCUCCUGAACCCUAUAAAGUUGGGAAAAAAACAACAGACUUUGUUCUUGAGAUACUGAACUUGGACAAAACUGAAGUGGUAUCCAUUGACAUUAUAUCAAAUCAAGAUUUUACUGAGGAUGAAUGUAAGCGUCUAAAGCAGAGCAUAAAGUGUGGAUUAAUCAACAGGCUGACAGUGGGUGGUAUACAAGAGAAGGCCAUUGCACUGCAGGAAGUGAGAGUCAAAAACUUGCUGGAAGCAGAGAUCCUACGUUUCAGCCAUUUGCGUGAUCGUGCUAGUGACAUGGGCCGCAGAAAAGAGCUACGAGAGUGCGUGGAGAAACUGCAACUGUUAAAAUCUCCAGAGGAACGGCAGCGGAGGCUAGAAGAAAUUCCAGAAAUACAUGCUGAUCCCAAAAUGGAUCCAGAUUGUGAAUCAGAAGAUGAAGAUGAAAAAGAAGAAAUGGAAAAAGAGAAACAACUGAGGCCGCGAAGCAGUAGCUUUAACAGAAGAGGAAGGGAUCCAAUAUCUCCACGAAAGGGAGGAUUUAGUUCCAAUGAAUCAUGGACUGGCACAAGUAAAUACUCAAAAACAAGUGCAAAUCGUGAAUUAAGCAGAAGUUAUUCGGGUAGGGGUUCUAAUGGUAGAGGGGAUUAUCUUGGUACUUCUGACGACAUGGUUAGUGAAAAUAUGUGGCCAUCAGCUAGAGAAAGAGAAGUGCAACCAUCUUUAGGCUCUGAGAAGCCAAGACCUGUUACAAUUCCUGAAACUACUCCUAGAAGUUCUCGUGCUGUUGCGCCACCGGAAUUAUCUCCUAGGAUAGCGCCUGAAAUUCCAACGGCACCCCCUGCUGUUGUUCAGCAGCCUGUUCCCAAGUCAAAUGAGUCAGAGAAAAUAUGGCAUUACAAGGACCCUUCUGGUAAAGUUCAAGGACCUUUUUCGAUGGCGCAGCUCCGUAAAUGGAACAACACUGGGUACUUCCCUGCUAAGUUGGAAAUCUGGAAAGCGAAAGAGUCACCGUUGGACUCUAUUUUCCUGACUGAUGCAUUAGCUGGACUAUUUCAGAAGCAAACCCAGGUGGUGAAUAGUAGCUAUACGAAAACUCAGGUAGCAGCUUAUUCUGGUCAAUCAAGCCAAUCUGAUUCCAAUUUAGGUUCUACUGCUAGGACUGCUCCAACCAUUGAGAUACCUAGGAAUUCCCAAGAUACUUGGAGUCAAGGUGGUAGUCUUCCAUCCCCUACUCCAAAUCAAAUCACUACUCCAACAGCAAAAAGGCGAAAUUUUGAGAGCAGAUGGUCUCCAACCAAGCAUUCUCCGCAGUCACCUAAUCAGUUGAUGAAUUAUACGGUAGCACAAUCUGGACAGAGUCAAGCUUCUAGGAUAGAUAUCCCUGUGGUUGUAAAUUCUGCUGUUUCUCUACAACCUCAAACGUACCCUAUUCCAGCAUCAGACUCGAUGAACGCUUCUGUUAUUCACCCUGCGACUCUUCCAUCUCCAACACCAGCAGGUGGAAAGCAAAGCUGGGGGAGCAUGCAGACAGAUCAUAGAGGAAGUGAUGCUCUCUCUUCUCAGAAUAGCUCUACGUCUUAUGGCACCACAAAUCCUAGUGUUCUCCCGUCACAGAGUCAACCAGGCUUUCCUCCAUCUGAUUCUUGGAAGGUUGCAGCUCCAAGCCAGCCGAAUCCACAAGCUCAAACUCACUGGGGUAUGAACAUGGUGAACAACCAAAACUCAGGACAACUUCAGGCUCCAGCAAACCAGAACAGCAGCUGGGGUCAAGGGACCGUAAAUCCAAACAUGGGAUGGGUUGGUCCUGCUCAAGCUGGAGGGAAUGUAAACUGGGCUGGAUCUUCUGUUCCCUCGACUGGUCAGGGAAUCCCUAAUUCUGGCUGGGGCGGGCCUGUCCAAGGACAACCACAAGCUUAUCCAAACCCAGGGUGGGGUGUUACAGCUGUCCCUCAAGCUCAAGCUCAAGCACAAGCUCAAGUUCAAGCACCAGUGAGUACCACGGGCGCGGGAUGGAUUCAACCAGGUCAAGGGAUGCAGUCUGGGAACAACAAUCAAAAUUGGGGAACACAACAUCAGAUGGCGAUCCCAAGCGGUGGGUCAGGAGGGAACCAAGCCGGUUACUGGGGAAACCAACAGAACCAGAAUGGAGAUUCUGGGUAUGGUUGGAACAGGCAGUCAAGUGGAAGUGGUGGGCAGAACAACAACUUCAAGGGGCAAAGAGUGUGCAAGUUCUUCCGUGAAAAUGGACAUUGUAGGAAAGGAGCAUCCUGCAAUUACCUCCACAACUAAAAGAAAAAAGCUUCUCUCUCUGCUUUUGGAUGAUGUCUACAUCCUAAAAAAAAAAGCAGCUUUUAGGCGUUUUUAGCCAUAUAGUUUUUUUUUUAUGCACUUCAGUCUUUUGUUGGGAGCCUUUCACUCAGAAGUAGCUAACAUGUUUUUCUUUAUUUUUGGGGGUUUAGGGCUUAGUAGUAUUUAAAUAUUUGUGAUAGUGAAUGAUGAUGAUAGUUUAUAUCCUCUUGCAUAUAAUAUUUGCUAGGCCAAACAAUAUGAUGUCUAUACUCGAAGUCUCUUUCUUUCAAGCAGAGCUUCUGUCCGAGACAA
Molecule: messenger RNA, 4193 nt
Organism: Camelina sativa (false flax)
Lineage: Eukaryota; Viridiplantae; Streptophyta; Magnoliopsida; Brassicales; Brassicaceae
Product: zinc finger CCCH domain-containing protein 19
Cellular component (GO): Cdc73/Paf1 complex
Molecular function (GO): RNA polymerase II C-terminal domain phosphoserine binding; metal ion binding; DNA binding
Source: RefSeq, a predicted model, not a curated record